This is a messenger RNA of Rotaria sp. Silwood1, 647 nucleotides long. NCBI's taxonomy places the organism in Eukaryota, Metazoa, Rotifera, Eurotatoria, Philodinida, Philodinidae. The record is from the annotation of a GenBank genome assembly.
GAGAAAUAAUAGUCAAGCUCAAGCGUUGGUGGCGCAUAUUGGUCAUUGUGCUCAGCCCACUCAUACUUCUUCCACUUCCUCUUAUUGUCAGAACUAUUGUAAGAAUUGAACAUGUAUUGUCUAGUAGGCAGAAUUGUAGGUAUUGUUGUUGUUAUUUUUUAUAGCAAGCAAGAUGUGCCUAUAUUGUACUGCUUCUCACCAUCUAUUGGGUGAUUGAAGCAAUGCCAUAUGCAGUAACUUCCUUAUUUCCACUUGCAUUCUUUCCUAUGGCCGGUAUUUUACCUGGAGACGAUAUUACGACAUUGUUCAUUGGUAGUAUGAUACUAGCUCAUGCAAUGGAACAUGUUCAUCUUCAUCGACGAUUAGCAUUACUUGUACUUAGUAUUGUUGGCUCAUCGAUCAAAUGGAGUAUGGCCGGAUUAAUGGGUGUCACUGCUUUCUUGAGUAUGUGGAUCAAUAAUUCAGCAGCUACCAGUAUCAUGAUACCGGCAGCAAUAGCCAUUAUUGAUGAAGUUGAAAAUUAUGAAAAAAAAGUGCAGCAGAAGCAACAGCAGCAAGCACCAGAAUCUGAACGACAACCGAAAGAAAUUAUACCAACAGUUACGGCAGGUACUGGACAAUUUACAUUUCAAUCAUCAUUCAAAUAA